Messenger RNA from Balaenoptera ricei (Rice's whale), 559 nucleotides. RefSeq lists its product as uncharacterized. Lineage: Eukaryota; Metazoa; Chordata; Mammalia; Artiodactyla; Balaenopteridae. The transcript has a single exon. The record is from RefSeq and is a predicted model, not a curated record. The coding region runs from base 451 to 549 and encodes 32 amino acids.
AAAAGGUGUCCACUUUUUUUUAAGUUUUGAUUUUAGUUUUGUCUUGGGUAGUAUUUGGCAAGAUUUAGCCUAGAAAUUAUGUAGUAUUUAUUACGUGAGAAUCAAAAUUGCUUUGUUACUGGGCUGGUUCAAAAUUUAGAACUCAUUUCUAUGUAUCAAAAUUGUUUUUUGUUUUUGUUUUUUUGAAAUUCUUAAAUGGUAAAUGUACCAUUGUGAAAUGAAAUUUCAACUCCAAAAGUUUACCCUUUUACUAACUGGAGUAAAUGGAUAAUUAUAAAGUCUUUAGUUGAAGUCAUCUAGUAAAGAAUUUGGAACUAGGCUGCAUAAGCAAGCCUUUGCAGGGCCACCAUUGAAUGUCAUGCCAGUGACACUGGUGUUGCCAUAACAGAAGGAAAACAUCUUCCCUUAUUAGAUAGAAACUUUCUGUAAUUUUGACAGUGCCAGUUCAGGAUGACUAUAAUGCUGCUCUGCCUUCUACAGCUUGCUGCACCACUCUGUAGUUACUCUAUAACUAUACAUUUCUAUCUUUUUUGGUUAAACACUCCCUGAAGGUGAUAAA